AUGUUGUCGACGCUAUCUUCGGUUCUUCCCAAGCUCCCAGUUGCAAUCCCACAGGACGUAAUCCUGCUCUCUCCCUAUGGAUGGACUCUUUUUGCGCUCAUCUUUGCUCUUGUCCUUGCUGGUUACGCCCUCCCAGGGGAAAAGCAAUCGUCAAGUGAUUCGCGAAAGAAAGUCGUUGAAGCAUCAUCAACCAUGCUAGUUGCGUCUUGGCAGGUCUCGACCAACACGCCCCCUUCACCUGGACAUGUGAGCGUAUCGAAGAUUCUCGUCCAUCCAAUCAAGAGUUGCCGAGGCAUUUCUGUUCAGACUGCUCGUUUCACUCCUGAAGGAUUAGAGAACGAUAGGCUUUGGUGCAUUAUCGACGCUGUCAAGGUCAACGUGGUGACGGCCAGAGAGAUCGGAAAGAUGGUCCUUAUCACUCCUUCUAUCGAAACGGAUGGUACGCUCAAGAUCGCUUUCCCGAAAGAAUCGGGCUGUGAAGAACUCUCGAUACCUUUAAGACCAACCGAAGAUACGCUGAAGACAUGGGAUAUUCUACCCAACAUCAUCAUGUGGCCCACGCAUCCUGCGAUGGACGGUUAUAUUUGCGAAUCAAUUAUCGGGCCAAAAGGCACUGCUUCAGUAGUGUUGUCCAAGUUUAUUGGACGCCCGGUACAUCUGGCUUUCAAAGGUCCUCAACCUCGCCGCAUAGAUCCAACCACAGCUGUUCCAGAUCUCGUCGCAACCGCAAAAUAUCAAGAUAUGUAUCCACUACUCGUUUUAUCCGAAGAAAGCACAGGUGCUAUCGAGAAGGAGCUCCGUGGACAUGUCGGUACUCAAGGCAUAGAAGAAAGAUGGAAGACCGAUCGUAUAGUCAUAGAAAGAUUCCGGCCAAAUAUUAUCUUCAGAGGCGGCGGGCCUUUUGCUGAGGACAACUGGCGGGAAAUACAAAUCGGCACCGAAGGCGCUCCGCGUAUAACCCUCGUGUCCAAGUGCACGAGAUGUCUUUUGCCUAAUGUUAGCCCAGAGACAGGAGAGCGAGACAAAGCCGUCCCGUACAAGGUACUGAUGAAGUUCAGAAUGGGGCUCGAAUCGAAGCAUAGAAUGAAGGCUUGUGUAGGAUGCAACGGGGUGCCCUCCGGGGAUGGAAUAGUGAGGGUUGGGGAUCCGGUCUACAUCAGGAAGAUGGCUUAG
Messenger RNA from Cyclocybe aegerita, 1173 nucleotides. The record is from the annotation of a GenBank genome assembly. Lineage: Eukaryota; Fungi; Basidiomycota; Agaricomycetes; Agaricales; Hemipholiotaceae.